AUGUACAAAGGGAUUGACAACCUGAAAUCCCUUUACGACCGUGCCGGGAAGACUUUCUCCGGCGGUCCUUCUGCGGAACAGGAUGUGCCGCGUCGCACUGCUCAACCAGACCCAGUACGUCAACCAUCAGUUGGGAGCGGGGCUCCCAAGUAUACCAGGACGGGGGAUAGCCGCGCCACCCGACGAGGUAACUCGUCCGACGUCCGUUCACAUCGCGGUGGUUCAACAGCUGCUCAAUCAGAUAGCGCUGGCCACCGCGAGAGUCCUCUAAUGGAGGUGGAGAAGGAGGGAAAACGAUUUCCACAAUAUCGUGGGGAAGCGUGUGUUCCCGAGAGCUUCUUUGAUCGCGUAACGCAAGGGUUACGCGGCGAUCUCGAAUAUGAGCGGGACAGGCGUCUCCAACUGGCGGACACUGUCUCGAGGCAUCGAGCUGAGUUUGCUAUUGCUCAGCUUGAGAACGAGAGAGCUCUGACGUCUCUGCGUUACGAGCUAAGGGUAGCUCGUGUGGAUGUGGACCAGUCGCGGGAUGAGAUAGCUGCUCUUCAGACCCUUGUCGAUGGCCACCAUCAGGAGCACAAGGCUCUCUGUGAGAUGCUUGAGCACAAGGGCGUCCUUCAUCGGAAGAAAGUACACAUCAACGCUUCGAGUAUACCACACUAUAUUUAA
Molecule: messenger RNA, 666 nt
Organism: Peronospora matthiolae
Lineage: Eukaryota; Oomycota; Peronosporomycetes; Peronosporales; Peronosporaceae
Source: the annotation of a GenBank genome assembly